CGCGACCGUUAGUUCGUUUAGCUUCCUCUCGCACGUUCUCGUGCAACCUUUAAAAAUCCCAGUCUGGUUUAUUUCCUGUUUCACUACCCGUGCAGCAGGUGACAAUGUUUCUCGUGAGGAGGGCUGCGCGGACCGCGGUGCGGACAAACCCCUGCAGGUCGUUUUCUGCCUCGCAGACUCACCUGAGCCACAGAAAAGGUCUUGUGCUGGGAGUGUUUGAGAAGAAGGAGGGGGAGGAGGAGGGCAGUCUUCACCUGACAGAAGCUGCUUCAGGUUUUGAUAAGUCUCUCUCUGGAAAACUGUCUGAACUGCUGAAACUAUCAGGACCUGCAGUCAAGAAGGGCAAAAGCAGAGUAUUUUAUGGGCUUCACAAGGAUUUCCCCUGUGUAGCAGUAGUCGGGUUGGGUAAGAACAAUGCAGGUGUUUGUGGAACAGAAAACUGGGAUACCAGCAAGGAGAACAUCAGACAGGCAGUGGCAGCUGGCUGCCAGUCACUUCAGGACCUGGAGGUGAGCCACGUGGAGGUGGACGGCUGUGGCAAUGCUCAGUCUGCAGCAGAAGGCGCCAUUCUGGGAUUGUUUCAGUAUGACCAACUCAAAUCCAAGAAGAAGACCAAAGUCACAAUGCAGCUUCAUGGCAGUGCUGAUGUGGCCGGCUGGGAGAAAGGUGUCGUGUAUGCAGAAGGCCAAAACUUGGCUCGGCUUCUCAUGGAAGCGCCAGCCAAUCACAUCACUCCUACUGUUUUUGCCAAAACCAUUGAAGAGAAACUGGCUCCACAUGCUGAUCGAGUCACCAUACACAGGAGACCCCAGGCUUGGAUAGAGGAACAACAGAUGGGAGCCUUCCUUAGUGUGUCUAAAGGUUCAGAGGAGCCCCCUGUCUUCCUGGAGCUACAUUACAACGGUUCUCCUGACAGUAAGCAGCCUCCGCUGCUCCUAGUGGGCAAGGGCAUCACGUUUGACAGUGGUGGUAUUUCUCUGAAGCCCUCUGCCUCUAUGGAUGCGAUGAGGGCCGACAUGGGCGGAGCUGCCACCGUGUGCGCCUCCAUCGUCACAGCAGCAUCUCUAAAACUCCCUGUCAACAUUAUCGGUCUGGCCCCCUUGUGUGAAAACAUGCCCAGCGGAAAGGCUACUAAACCAGGUGAUGUUAUCAGAGCCAAGAAUGGGAAAACAAUUCAGGUUGAUAACACAGAUGCAGAGGGCAGACUGAUCCUCGCUGAUGCGCUCUGCUAUGGACACACCUUCAGUCCCAGAGCCAUUGUCAAUGUUGCUACUUUAACAGGUGCAAUGGAUGUUGCUCUCGGCUCAGCAGCAGCAGGAGUCUUUACAAAUUCUGACUGGCUCUGGGAGCAGCUGCACAGGGCUAGUGUUGUGACAGGUGACAGGGUGUGGCGGAUGCCUCUGUUCCAGCACUACACUAAACAGGUGACUGACAGCCAGCUGGCUGACCUCAACAACAUUGGCAAGUACAGCCGUUCUGGCGGCGCGUGCACUGCAGCUGCAUUCCUGAGGGAGUUCGUCACAGCUCCUCACUGGGCUCAUCUGGAUAUUGCCGGUGUCAUGAGUAACAAAGAUGAAAUCCCCUACCUGAGGAAAGGCAUGUCCGGAAGACCAACACGUACACUGGUGGAGUUUGCUGCCGGCCUGGGUCACAGUGGCUGAAAGGAGAUGGACAGAGAGUAAUUAGACUCUUUCACAAUCUUCUAGCCAGACUCAACAGUGAUCUUUCUUUAGUAACAGAGACAGAGGGCUAAACACAACGGUCAAAGCCCAGUUCGGCCACUGGGCGAACGGAUGUAGUAAUAUAAAAUGGAAAUAUUUUUGUAAAGCAACUUCACUGUUUACAUACAGCACAAGCACCAAUCUUAGACCAGUCCCUGGUUUUAUUUUACCCUUAGUACAGAAGCUGAAAAAGCUUGGUGUAUGAAUAAAUACAUUCUAAUUGGCAAAUGAAAA
Messenger RNA from Archocentrus centrarchus (flier cichlid), 1955 nucleotides. It is a transcript of the gene lap3, whose product is annotated as leucine aminopeptidase 3. Gene Ontology annotation, molecular function: manganese ion binding; metalloaminopeptidase activity. Gene Ontology annotation, biological process: proteolysis. Lineage: Eukaryota; Metazoa; Chordata; Actinopteri; Cichliformes; Cichlidae. The record is from RefSeq and is a predicted model, not a curated record. Gene Ontology annotation, cellular component: cytoplasm. Bases 105 to 1661 code for a protein of 518 amino acids. The transcript is spliced from 13 exons.